Medioppia subpectinata is the source of this 777-nucleotide messenger RNA. The record is from the annotation of a GenBank genome assembly. NCBI's taxonomy places the organism in Eukaryota, Metazoa, Arthropoda, Arachnida, Sarcoptiformes, Oppiidae.
AGUCCAUACACUACUGCAUAAUAAACACUGUAUUUCACAAUCAUUUAAAUGCCAAUCAAUUGAAGACAACUCGUGUUGGCGUGUAUUGAGCGACGAGUGGCCCAUAUAUUGUGUGCAUUCAUAACACAUUCAAAUUGAUUUGCUCUUAUUGUCUCUCAAUUGGUAUUAAAAAAGACCGCAAAUAAAGCGAUGAAUAAAUACAUCGAAAAUGUAUUGCAUUUGAAGAAAAAGUUAGAGAAAGGGGUCUCUUAUGAAAAGACUUUGCAUAUCUUGCAUAAACUGCAGAAAAUUCCCAUUACUAUAGAGUUAUUACAUAAGACAGGAAUCGGUAAAACAGUCCGUCAUUUAAGUAAACAACAGUCGGACUCAGAUGUGGGCAAAACAGCGAAGCUAUUGUGCGGCGCGUGGAAGACGACCGUUAAGGAAGAACAGGAACGCGAGGAACAGCGCGAAGAGUCCGCCGAUGAGGACGACAACGAUAACCAGGACUACGACGACGAGCCCGAAGAAGAGCCCGAAGAAGAGCCCACUGUUAAAGAAGAGCCCGAAGAGGAAGAGUCCGAAGAAGAACCGAUCCAUAGGCCGGUUAAGAAUAGGUCACACGAGAGGAAUGGCCAUAAAAUUAAGACCGAAUACAUUAGUCACGAAGACGAAGAGGAAGAAGAGCCCAACGAGUCGUAUAGCAGUAAACGCAAACACAAUGAGGAGAAGUCGUCGGAUAGAAAACACUCGCGAAAGCAUAAAUCAAGUCAUAAAUCCCGUGAAAGUGAGCCAAAA